AUCACCGACAGGCCCGACGCCAGGAUGUCCCAGUCCAUGGAGCCAACGGCAAAGAAGAUCUUCAAAGGAGUUUUGCUGGCUGAACUGGUGGGCUUUUUUGGUGCCUAUUUUUUGUUUAAGAAGAUGGAAAGAUGCCAAGAUUUCAGGCAAAUGAUGAGCAUGAGGUUCCCCUUCAUCUUGGAAGCUUAUUACAAAUCCAUCGAACAUUCUGGAAUACAUGGAAUUAGAGAGCAAGACCAAGAAAAAUGGCUCAGCGGCAAAAGCUAGACAACUGGCCCGACAGCCACCCACCCCAUGGUUUCAGACAAGACUGGAAUCCCACCGCUGACAUGGAUGGAAUU
This is a messenger RNA of Sorex araneus (European shrew), 341 nucleotides long. RefSeq names its product protein CEBPZOS-like. Lineage: Eukaryota; Metazoa; Chordata; Mammalia; Eulipotyphla; Soricidae. The record is from RefSeq and is a predicted model, not a curated record. The transcript has a single exon. Bases 25 to 267 code for a protein of 80 amino acids.